This is a messenger RNA of Tauraco erythrolophus (red-crested turaco), 228 nucleotides long. NCBI's taxonomy places the organism in Eukaryota, Metazoa, Chordata, Aves, Musophagiformes, Musophagidae. The record is from RefSeq and is a predicted model, not a curated record.
AUGCCCAAGGAAGCCCCAAAGGGCCUCCAGCCAAGUGAGCAGCAGCUGGAGAUCCUGGAGUACAACUUCUGCAAGGUGAACAAGCAUCCUGACCCCACCACGCUGUGCCUCAUCGCGGCCGAGACCGGGCUCUCCGAGGAGCAGACCCUGAAAUGGUUCAAGCAGCGCCUGGCAGAGUGGAGGAAGUCUGAAGGGCUGCCCUCAGAAAGUGGGUCUGUCAGGGACUAG